UAGGCUCAAACGGAGCUCCAGUUUCAUUCUAACAGCAGAUGAGGAAGUCAAGCACUGUCCGUGACCGAGUUCCACUUUCAGCAAGUAAGAACAAGAAUUAACUUUGUGAGAGAAAUUAAUCAAGGUGAAAUCAUAACAUGUUCAUGGUUUUGGAAGGAUGACACCAAAUUUGUAAGGAUUAUACACACCGCCAUUUUCUAAGACAACCUUGGCAUUGAAGUAACUUCUGGACCCUCGUCUGACUGGAUUACACACCUCAUCUAUGUAAUGUUUCCACCACUGAGCUUCAGCACGCGAUGGUACGCUGGGAAUUUGGCUGUUUGACGGAGACUCGACAGAAAUGUCGAAGUCAAGUGGACUUCCCCGGCUCCUGAUUGGAAGUGAGGGUGGUGAGAGCAGAGAGCUGGAUGAGAGAGACAUGAGGAACAUCUCAGGACAUUAUGGGGAGGACGAGGAAGAGUCAGAGCGUCAGAUUGUGGUGGGGAUCUGCUCCAUGAUGAAGAAAUCGAAAUCCAAACCAAUGACUGAGAUUCUGGAGAGGCUCUGUAAGUUUGAGUACAUCACCGUGGACAUUUUUCCAGAGGAGGUUAUACUCAAUGAACCGGUGGAGAAGUGGCCGUUGUGUGACUGCCUCAUUUCCUUCCAUUCCAAAGGAUUUCCCCUUGACAAAGCAGUAAAUUAUGCCAAACUAAGAAACCCCCUUCUUAUCAAUGACCUCAACAUGCAGUAUUUCAUUCAAGACAGGAGGGAAGUGUACAGGAUUCUACAGGAAGAGGGCAUUGACCUUCCACGCUACGCAGUGUUGAACCGGGACCCUGACAGACCAGAGGAAUGUAACCUGGUGGAGAGCGAGGACCAUGUGGAAGUGAACGGGGAAGUGUUUCACAAACCCUUUGUGGAGAAGCCUGUCUCCGCCGAGGACCACAAUGUCUACAUCUAUUACCCAACCUCAGCCGGCGGUGGCAGCCAGCGUCUCUUUAGAAAGAUUGGCAGUCGGAGCAGUGUGUAUUCUCCCGAAAGUACAGUUCGUAAGACUGGUUCUUACAUCUACGAGGAGUUCAUGCCCACAGAUGGCACAGAUGUUAAGGUUUACACAGUAGGACCUGAUUAUGCUCACGCCGAAGCCCGUAAGUCUCCUGCUCUGGAUGGGAAAGUGGAGAGAGACAGUGAGGGGAAGGAGAUCCGCUAUCCUGUGAUGCUCACCGCAAUGGAGAAGCUUGUGGCCAGAAAAGUGUGUCUUGCAUUUAAGCAAACAGUAUGCGGUUUUGACCUCCUCCGAGCAAAUGGUCACUCUUUCGUUUGUGACGUUAAUGGCUUCAGCUUUGUAAAGAACUCCAUGAAGUACUAUGAUGAUUGUGCCAAAGUCCUGGGGAACAUGGUGAUGCGAGAGCUGGCUCCUCAGUUCCACAUUCCCUGGUCGAUCCCCAUGGAAGCAGAAGACAUCCCUAUCGUCCCAACUACCUCAGGAACCAUGAUGGAACUCCGUUGUGUUAUUGCUGUAAUUCGCCAUGGCGACCGUACGCCCAAACAGAAGAUGAAGAUGGAGGUCAGGAAUGCCCUGUUUUUUGAUUUGUUUGAGAAAUAUGGUGGCUAUAAGAACGGAAAACUCAAGCUGAAAAAACCAAAACAGCUCCAGGAAGUGCUGGAUAUUGCUCGUCAGCUGUUGGCAGAACUGGUCCUACAUAAUGAUUGUGAGAUUGAGGAGAAGAAAUCCAAACUAGAACAACUGAAGACGGUUCUGGAGAUGUAUGGUCAUUUCUCAGGGAUCAACAGGAAGGUGCAGCUGACCUACAUGCCAAAUGGGCAGCCCAAAGCAUCCAGUGAGGAGGAAGAUGUUCUGAAGGAGGGUCCAUCUCUACUGCUGGUGCUGAAGUGGGGUGGUGAGCUGACGCCAGCGGGUAGAGUUCAGGCUGAGGAGCUUGGACGAGCCUUUCGUUGCAUGUACCCUGGAGGACAAGACAGCUGCAGGUCCAUUGGCUGUGAGUCCCCUAUUGACUGUGGCGACUAUGCCGGCUUCCCUGGUUGUGGCCUUCUCCGUUUACACAGCACUUACCGCCAUGACCUCAAAAUUUACGCAUCCGAUGAGGGUCGUGUGCAGAUGACUGCAGCGGCGUUUGCAAAGGGUCUGUUAGCACUGGAAGGAGAGUUGACUCCAAUCCUCGUUCAGAUGGUGAAGAGUGCCAACAUGAACGGACUGCUGGAUAGCGACAGCGACUCUCUCACUGACUGCCAGCAGAGAGUCAAAGCUCGAUUACAUGAGAUCAUGCAGAAGAAAUUAGACUUUAGUGAGGAGGACUACAAUAAGUUGGCUCCAACAGGCAGCCCAUCUCUGGUGAACUCUAUGGAGGUAAUUGUCAAUCCAGUCAGGACUUGUGAUCGAGUUCACACCCUCAUUAAAAGCCUUACUUGUCAGAUCUGUAAAAGGCUGGAAGACCCCAAAUCUGCAGAUCUACAGCUAUACCACAGCGAGACUCUGGAGCUCAUGCUGCAGCGCUGGUCCAAACUAGAGCGUGACUUCCGCAUGAAAAACGGACGCUAUGACAUCAGUAAGAUCCCGGACAUCUAUGACUGUGUGAAAUAUGACACCCAACACAAUUCUUCUCUUGAUCUGGAGGACACGCUGGAGCUUUUCCGUCUGUCCAGAGCACUUGCAGACAUCAUCAUCCCACAGGAGUAUGGAAUCACUAAAGCGGAGAAGCUGGAUAUUGCCAGUGCCUACUGCCUGCCUCUGGUCAAGAAGAUUCAGCUGGAUCUUCAGAGAACACAUGAGGACGAGGCCGUCAACAAGCUGCAUCCUCUGUGGUUCAGGUACUCGCGGGGAGUGAUGUCUCCGGGUCGGCACGUUCGGACCCGGCUCUAUUUCACCAGCGAGAGCCACGUUCACUCCCUGCUUAACAUCUUCCGCUACGGAGGCCUGUUAGACGAGCAAAAAGAUGAACAGUGGAAGCAAGCUAUAGACUACCUCAGCGCUGUAACCGAACUCAACUAUAUGACACAGAUUGUUAUUAUGCUGUAUGAAGACAAUAACAAGGACCCCUCCUCAGAGGAACGUUUUCACGUGGAGUUGCACUUUAGCCCGGGGGUGAAGGGGUGCAAGGAUGAGGAUAAUGCACCAAUGGGUUUUGGCUUCCGACCUGCCUCCUCAGAGAACCACGAGAAGCAGACAGACCCAGGCAGUCUUGAAGACCUUUCCCAAGAUGAGCCCGACAGAGCCGCACUGACUGAACCAAUCAACAUUCAGAGGAAGUCGCCACUCAUACGCAGCCGAAAGGCUGGAUCUAUGGAGGCUCUUUCAGAGAGUAACACUUCUUCUCGAGGACUGGCGUAUCGGAUCUUCCCGUCGUCUUCUCGUCAGUCACCUGAGAUCAAACCCAGCGGGCUAGGCGCCCAGUGUGUGGGCCUCUUCAGCGCCUCCUUCCCCAACCUGAGAGACCUAACACGAGUUCCCCGCAAAAAGCCCUCCUCUUUCAGGAAUCUGUCUUCUCAAACCGAGCUGCUCUCUAUGCCGGCAGUAAAGAGAUUUUCUGUGUCGUAUGCCAGGCAUCCGACUAAUGGGUUUGAAGGUUGCUCCUUGGUGCCCUCCAUCUAUCCACUGGAGACGCUGCACAACUCACUGUCCCUCAAGCAGGUGGAUGAGUUCCUCACGACGUUGUGUAAGAACGGGAGCGAGACACAAUUUAAGAGACUCAAAUCCCUGUCUGCCAUGUUUGAGACACACUCCCAGCCAUCCAUAGAUGUUGAUAAUCAGGAGACGCCAAUGUCAACCCCGGUCCAGAACCAACCAGCUGCACAGUCUCUCUGGUACACCAGCAGCCCUCCCAGUACCGUAUCCAGUGCCGGGCCUUCGUCUCCAUCUGUAGCAGGGCCAGCAUCAUCCAACUUCAGAUUCAACAGCGAGUAGACAUCUUGGAAACAUUUUUUGCUCUUAUAUCAGUUUUGCAGUAUCUCUUCAAAGGAUUGAGGUUAAGAUUGAUACGGUCCUAGUUAUCUACUUGGAAGCUGCUAAUAUUGUACUAUCUGCACUUCUGCCUGAACAAUACAGAGCCUCUUUGGCUGAGAUUCAGCUGGUAGUUUGAUCUGUCAGCAAAUACAGCUCUGAAACCAGUAAUUAGCUCUUCCGCUGUACUUCUGAGCUCCGGUGGAGUUAGAUACUAAUUAUGAUCCCAGAAUCAGUGGCAAAGAGACAGAGA
Molecule: messenger RNA, 4190 nt
Organism: Sinocyclocheilus grahami
Lineage: Eukaryota; Metazoa; Chordata; Actinopteri; Cypriniformes; Cyprinidae
Product: inositol hexakisphosphate and diphosphoinositol-pentakisphosphate kinase 2-like
Exons: 31
Coding region: 341-3901 (1186 amino acids)
Biological process (GO): inositol metabolic process; inositol phosphate biosynthetic process
Cellular component (GO): cytosol
Molecular function (GO): 5-diphosphoinositol pentakisphosphate 1-kinase activity; inositol hexakisphosphate kinase activity
Source: RefSeq, a predicted model, not a curated record